AUGGUAAUGGUAAAUUUCUACCCUCGUCACUUCAAGCAUCUCAAGAACGUUCACAAGAUACUGCUUCGCCGCUAUGAAGAGCCAUUCCCUAUUCUAAAGAAGAUUGGCAAGGUGGCGUACAAGGUGGAGGUGCCAACGCAUUUGGAGAUCCACCCGGUCAUUCAUGUGAUCCAACUCAAGGCUUUCAAUGAAGACAAUGAGGAUGAAAAGCGGAAGGAGUCGCAUCGAGCACCGGUACUGGUCACUAAGACAUACGAGCACGAAGUCGAAGAAAUCAUGGUCCAUGAUGGCAUUCAUCCAAGUCAUGUGGAGUAUUGGGUCAAGUAG
Messenger RNA from Linum trigynum, 327 nucleotides. The record is from the annotation of a GenBank genome assembly. Lineage: Eukaryota; Viridiplantae; Streptophyta; Magnoliopsida; Malpighiales; Linaceae.